CCAAAGCGAGGACAGUGUUUGGAUGGAUUGCCAAAAAGCGUCGUGUGCUGCGCAGAGCGUAUUCCAGCACGCACGUCAUAGGCCGAAGCGUCCGGAGAGCGUUCGUGAUGCUCCCGCAAAUAGUUGGCUUAUUCGAGGGAUCUCUUAGCGCAAGAAGCUUUGGCUCGUAUCUGCUUCCAAGGCUCCUCAACGUUUCCAACCCAUGGCCCUGCGAUUCGCAUUGAUCAAAUCGGACACCUGCGAUUGAGCGUCGCGAAGCUGCAACGUGCGACGCGACUUGUCCUUGCCUGAUUCGAAACCUUGCACCACCACCGGCGACGGGGACCGCAGCCAUGGAAGCGAGCGCGCCGCCCGAGCCUGAUUCCAGGAACAGCUUGCGACACAUCCUCGCCGCGGAUCCCAGCAUGGACGACUCAAAGCCGUCGCCGUCGCAGGCCAACACUCCCGUCCCUGAUGAUAGCGAAGCGGCCACCCAGUCGCAGGACGGCUCCAAGGCGACCGACCCGGACGCCAUGCCACAUUACACGGCGACGACGACGACGACGCGGCGCAACGCGAACGGCAGCGUGUCGUCCGUCUACAGCGGCAACAAGAUCAAGCACCUGAAGAAGGACGAUGGCAUCCCGCUGUGGCGCAAGGAUAUCCAGUUCGACUUCCUGAAGCUCGUCUUCGAGGACGACACGCGCGCUUUCACAAAGCAGUCCGAUAAGACGGGCGGUCACACUUUUGCCGACAUAUAUCUCGACGCCAUGGCGAAGAGCAGCAAGUGCAGCAAGAUCCUCAAGGACAAGCUGCUGACGGAGCGCCCGGCCGCCAUCAACAUGGCCAUGGUCUGCCUGCUGGUCAACGUCGGGCGCAUGAAUACGACGCUCAACUUCUUCCCGGAGAUGCGCGCGCAACUGCGAACCUACCACUCGAUCCCCUCCUUGCAGGCCCACCAGGACCCGAACGCCUACAAGCAGCUGCAGGAUGCGCCGCGCCUGAAGUCCAUCCUCAAGGGUGCGACCGAGGACCAGGAGCAGCCGAGCACGAUCGAAGAAAUCAUGGCAGCGCCAGUGCCGCGGACAAACCCUGUCAACCUGAUCUUCGUCCUAUCACAAUAUGCGCCCAAGAUCUCAGAGCUGCACUUCUUCCCACCACGCGACUUUUUCGACCUCGUCAUGCGGUCGAAUCUGAGCAGCAGGAGCCGCGCGACCGCGUUUUUGUGGCUCAUGUGGUGGUAUCUCGAGAGCGAUUUCUCCAAGAAGGCGGCAGAGGAGAAUCCCUUCGGACCCGGACAGUUCGGUCCAGCCGACGACCCUGCAACGGCCGAAUUUCCUAUCAAGUGCCCAGCGUUUGACUUCUUGACCCCCGAGCAGGAGCUGGCAGAGAACGUAGAUUCAAACGACGAGAAGAACUUCGGCGAGAUCAAGCGCAAGGAGAGGAUAGCAAUACUAGCAAGCGACAUGGCUCCCGUCGUGACAGGACCAAAGCGCACCAACAAGAAGGUAUUCAACCAGAAUCCAGUAUUCUCGGUCGUUGCAGAUGACGGCGCCUCAACGCCUGGUCGGGAUAGGCAGUCCACUCCAAAUGGAUCCGUCAAAGGGCGCGGGAAGCUCAGUAAGUCGGCCGUUGAGCGAGACUAUCCAUCAGAUACAGAUCGCACACGAUCAGUCUCGCCUCCACCCAAAGCAACGCCAAACAUGCGAAUCAACACAUUACUCAACGACGAUGCGCCCAUGUCCACACCAGCCCCCAGCAAAAGCGCUAGCCGUGCCAACUGGUCGCGCACAAAGAACGGUACAGGGGGACCGCGCAGCUUCCGAUCAAAACUCGACGCAAACGCCUCCCAAGACGGCCAGUCACCCUCAGGCAAUGCCCCAACUUUCUCCGGACCGCACGGCUUCUACCUGCCCCUCAACGGCUCCGACCCAGCCCACAAACGCACACGGCCCCUCACCCAACACCAACUAGCAGUCGAACAGUAUCGCCGGCGCCGCGUCGACGUGAUCCUCGACCGCGGCCUGCGCGUCGCCCACAAAGCCGCCGCCAAGCGCCGCCGCAAAGCAAACCCCUUCCUGCGCGCCUGGAUCCGCUGCAAAGGCAUGGCCGACGGCUACGACACCGACGACGACCCGCUGGCCCCGCACACCGACGACCACGGCACCGCCACCCCACCUCCGAUGCCCGCCGGCCUCGUGCCCCUCGAUUUCGGCGGCGAGGUUAACGACCAUGGCGAGGAGUCGCACCACCGCGCCAAGAUGCUGCGGCGCGCCCUUCGCCGGCUGGACCACUGGGAGCAUGGCCGGGCGGGCGCGAAACGCGCGCGCUACCGCGACGACGUGGAUUCUGAGGACGAGGAUGAGGAUAUGCUGGAUGAAGAAGAGGAACGGCGCGAGGAGAUCGAGUCGGAGGAUGAGGAUGAGGAGAUGGAGCGAUAUUGAGCGCUGGGGCUGGGCGCGUAGGGAACGCUGCUUAUUCUUGGGGCGCUUGGGCGUUUGGGGAUGGUGCUGUUUGGGCUGGAAAAGCCUGUGCAGUGCUGUAAGGGUUGGUGAUAGCGAUGGCAAUGGCGAUGGCUGUUGGCAGGGGCGAUUGAUAGUGGCGAUGCCGGUGAUGGGCAGGUCUUUGGGGCAGGUCACGUGGACAUGAAAUGAUACCUUGAGCGAGUAAUAGAAUGGGGGGAUUGUCUUCUCUACUCCGGUCUGCGUGCUUCCUUGCUGUGUUGUUCAGGCGUGUGGAGAGCUUUGCACCUUCCCUUGCUGAGUUCUCGGCUGUUGGACGUGGAAGGCACUAUUCUAGUAUAUUUGUUGACAAGAUGUAUCUCUCACGUUGCAGAAUGAACGGCGGAAUCAACGGCGGACUGAGUAUGUAAGCGAAAAGACCACGCGAUAGCAAUGUAAGGGAAACA
This is a messenger RNA of Boeremia exigua, 2887 nucleotides long. RefSeq lists its product as uncharacterized. NCBI's taxonomy places the organism in Eukaryota, Fungi, Ascomycota, Dothideomycetes, Pleosporales, Didymellaceae. Bases 333 to 2423 code for a protein of 696 amino acids. The transcript is spliced from 4 exons. Gene Ontology annotation, cellular component: Ino80 complex. The record is from RefSeq and is a predicted model, not a curated record.